AUGGGCUUCUCCGUCUUGGGCAGAAAGGGCCAUGGCAGCAACGAAGUAAACCCAGACAGACUAAAGCGGAGAAAGCACCACCUUGUCCCGUGGAUCGAGAACCCUUGCAAAGGCGCCGACGUGGAAGAGCUUGUGUUUCAUCAGCGCCACGAAGCAAACACCGUAGAGCUCUUCUUCGACCUCUUCUUCGUAGCCAAUCUUGCAACAUUUACGGCCUACCACUCGAUAACGGACGACUACACCCUCUACGCCUAUAUAGGCUUCUUUGCCGUAAUCUGGAGCACAUGGUUCCAAAUCACAUUGCACGAUGUCCGCUUCGCACGGGACUGCGUCUACGAACGUUUCUGUAAGACUAUGCAGAUGAUCGCGUUUGUCGGCUUUGCCUUGGUCGGCUCCAAGUUCAAUCCUAGCAGCAAGAGGGGCAACAACACCAACUUCAGAGUUCUCUGCUAUACGCUUGUUCUUUCGCGAGCUCUCUUCACAGUUCAAUACUCCGUCGUACUGGUCGGCUCCCUCAUGAAGAACUACAACGAGCUGAUACUUCCCCUCUGUCUCAACAUCGCUUUGAACGCCGCGGCGGCAGCUACGUUUGGUGCCAUGACCCCGGCAUUCGCAGACGAAGCGUCUACCCACGAGCUGAUUUACGGCGUCUGGUGGAUUGUCAUGUUCGUGGAGGCGGCAGGGACAAUCGCAAUCGCGUCUUGCUGGCGGACACUUAGCUUCAAGAAAACCCAUUUGGUUGAGCGUAUGGCGUUGCUGACACUCAUCGUGAUUGGUGAGGGAGCCAUAGGGGUGACCAAGACUAUUGCUCGCAUGAUGGGCAAGUACGGCCUCGAUCCUGAGGGAACUAUGUUGGUUGUGACGAUCAUCUUAAUACUGGUAUUUCUGUGGAUGCUCUACUUCGACAACCACCCGCACUACCAUUACGGCACCAUUAGACAGCAGUUCUGGAGCGCGCUCCACUUCCCCUUCCACCUCGCCAUCGUCGGCGUAGUGGAAGGAUCGCAGCAGAUUGCGCUUGCGCGUUACGUGUUCAAAUCUACCGCCAAGCUCAUGGGGGACAUCGAACUCUACUGCACUCACCGGCAGCUAGAAGGCGUGGACCUCAUCAACGCCCUCAACAAAAGCGUCGACUACUUCCAGCUGGACACGAAAAUUGAAUCCCUCCUCGAAUGGCACAUGAUCCAGGAGGACCUGCGCGUCCUAGCCGAACGCGAGGUCGGCCUCUGUAGCCGAGAAAAAACCUCGCAAUUCUCGAAAGCGAACGAAGCCUGGCCCUUCAACUACCCGCCCGAGUUCGAGAGCCUGACGCAGCACACCUACGGCGGCAUCUACGCCUCACUCGGCAUCAAGCUCGACUGGCAGAAGAACAUCGCCUCCGUCGCCAUCUCCGCGUUCCGCACAACGUACAUCUACUACUGGUCCGCGAUGCUGGUAAUGCUCGCGUGCAUGAUGGUGUUCCUAUACCUGAUCCGCAGGAACCGGAUGGACGUCUUCGACUGGGUGUCGCAGAUCAUGCGGGCGCUGCUGUUCGGGCUCGCGGCUAUCAUGCUCAUCCUGGCUCGCAGCGACGCGACGCUGACCAGGCUCCUCGAGUCCCCCGCGCUGGUCCCGCUUGUUGCGAUUAUGCUGUUUCUGCUUGUGCUGUCGGAUCGCAUGAGCAAGAGCUUCAGCAACUGGCGGCUUAAACGGUCGGGAUGGGAGUUUGUGGACGACGAGGAGGAGGAGGAUGAGCACCACGGUCAUCAGCAGCUUCAUGACCACGACAGUGGCAAGGAGCACGGAAACGAGCAUGGCGAGCAGGCCGAAGAGGAAAAGCACGAACCGCACGUUAUGAGUCACGAAAUGACGACAUUCUACACGAAUACGCGAUAUAAUCCCGUCCCGGAGAUAGGCGUCUUCCCGCAGACCCCCCCGACGCCGAUGGCGCAUUAUGAUAGUCCGAUGCCGCAGCUUAGGCAGCCGCAUCGGGAUGGGCAUGUGCCUGUGGAUGGUGGGCGGUAUGAGUCUUGA
Messenger RNA from Coniosporium apollinis CBS 100218, 2013 nucleotides. RefSeq lists its product as uncharacterized. The record is from RefSeq and is a predicted model, not a curated record. NCBI's taxonomy places the organism in Eukaryota, Fungi, Ascomycota, Dothideomycetes. Bases 1 to 2013 code for a protein of 670 amino acids. The transcript has 5 exons.